This is a messenger RNA of Cydia fagiglandana, 1125 nucleotides long. RefSeq names its product trimethyllysine dioxygenase, mitochondrial (gene Tmlh). Bases 1 to 1125 code for a protein of 374 amino acids. Gene Ontology annotation, cellular component: mitochondrion. Gene Ontology annotation, molecular function: iron ion binding; trimethyllysine dioxygenase activity. The record is from RefSeq and is a predicted model, not a curated record. NCBI's taxonomy places the organism in Eukaryota, Metazoa, Arthropoda, Insecta, Lepidoptera, Tortricidae. The transcript is spliced from 9 exons. Gene Ontology annotation, biological process: carnitine biosynthetic process.
AUGGCUGCUGUUACGAGGAUUCAGAAUAUCACCAAGAUCAAAGGGACUGUAGACGUCAAUUUUGCCAAUGGAACGACGGUUAAAUUCGAGGAUUGCUGGCUUCGGGACCAUUGCAGAUGCGCUACGUGUUACCACGCCGACACAUAUCAAAGGGCUCAGCACAUAUUGGAUAUUCCCGAGGCGAAGAUAGCCGAUGUUGCCUUCGCCGAGACCCAGCUUGUUGUGACGUGGAACGACAACCACAGAUCCACUUACGAGGCGGAUUUCCUAGUUCAAUUCAACUAUGAAACCUACAAAGAAGGACAGAGACUGAAGCCUGUCCUCUGGCACGGAGGAUCAGUGGCCGAGAAGAUAGCCAGGGUCCAAGCAGACAAGUUUCUGAAGACCAAGGAAGCUGCUGAGGAGGUGUUCCAGUCUCUUCUUGAUUAUGGCGUCGCGUUGAUAGAGGGGGUGGACCCAAACCUGGAAGCGACGGAGCAAGUGUGCAAAGCUCUGGGAGGGGUGCAGCAUACCAUCUUCGGUGGGAUGUGGGAGUUCACCACCAAGGCCGACCAUGCCGACACUGCCUACACCAACCUACCGCUAGCUGUCCAUAAUGAUAGCACCUACUUCACAGAGUCUACUGGCCUCCAAAUCCUCCACUGCAUAGAACAUUCCGGCGGGGUGGGCGGCGAAACAGUACUAGUGGACGGUUUCUACGGAGCCACCCGACUGCAAGCGGAGUUUCCCGAAGACUUCGACUUUUUGACAGAGUUCGAAUUGGAAGCUGAGUAUAUAGAGGAAGGGCACCAUCAUAAGUGUGCAGCGCCGGUUAUAAGGAUCGAUAAGAGGACUAAGGAUAUUAAACAAAUCAGAUUCAAUGUAUACGACCGGGCGCCAAUGGCGUUUGAGGACGGAGAAGAAUGCAGGGCCUACUAUCGCGCCCUGAGGAGACUGGCUAAGUAUUACCAAGACGCUGGGAAUCAGUGGCAGUUUAAACUUAAACCAGGCGUGGUUAUGGUGAUGGACAAUUUCCGCGUGCUACACGGCAGAACUGGGUUCUCGGGCAAGCGCGUUCUCUGUGGCAGCUACGUGGCGCGCUCCGAUUGGCUGGAUCGGGCGAGGGCUCUGCGUCUCAUCCAAUGA